AGAGACACUAGUUCUCCUUCAGGUUAUGUAGAAGUUCACUCAGUGUGUGCAUCUACGUUAAGUAUCUAGCUGAUAGCAGAACGAUGUCUGUUGAUUUGUAGAGUCAAAAGAGAUAAGAUAACAUUUGCUAGAUGUGACUUUUACCGUUGUGUUGUCGAACAGAAAAACAUUUCUUUUAUUGACUGAAGAAAAACGUAAUGUCUCACAGCACAUACAAUACAUUUUGGGGUCAUGCCCAAGUGGAGCUGAAUGACCUUCUGUUACAUGAAGUCCCUGCCCAACCCCCUCGCCCAGAGAGGGACAGGGUAGUGUUCUUCCAGCGCUUGGCUACCUUGUAUGUGCGCUACGUCCAGAUCUUCAGGCAGCUGGAAGAGUGCUACGAUCAGAUGGUCCACCCACAGAAGAGGCGCGUGAUUCGGGAGGUCCUGGAUGGAGUCAUGGGGAGGGUGCUUGAACUCAAGAACGAGAUGGUUGAGAAAGAGUUUUCUGAGUACCACUACAUGGAUGAUGUAGUCCAAGACUUAAAGCUCACCCCUGAAGACAUUGAGAUCCCCAUCCCUCGUUACUUCAUCAGUGAACGCAGCAAAGUGCUUCAGGAUCGAGGGAAGAUGCUCUCUAAAAUCCUCAACAGGAUGGAAGUUGUAGAAAAACCCAAAUCAGUAGGACUGCGGGCCCUCAAUUUGGAAGAGGCCAUAAAGAUCAUUCAGGUGUCGGAAAGGGCAAGGCAGGGACGCCUCAGAGCCAAGUUCAUGACGGAGAUCCAGAGGGAUGAGGAGAGGCAGGGGAGAGCCAAAGACAGAGAUUUGGGGGCAGGUGCCAUCGACAUAGCUGCUGUCCGCAUCCAAAAGAUUUGGAAAGGUUACAUUCAGAGGAAGAAAACUAGGAAAGAACGAGAAGAGGAAAUGAUAUUUCUAGGCAUGGCCCUGGACCAAAGCCACACCCAGCCCUAUCCUGCCAAAGCUGCUGCCUUGGCCAAUCAAUCCUAUCGACGGGCUAAGCAGAAGGAACAUGAAGAGGACUACCAAAAGUCCAUUGUGACUAUUACCAAAAAACUCAGAGAGGUGGAGGGCCCUGACAUGCGGGAGACAAUGAAGGACCAGAUUCGCCAGUGGUUCAUUGAAUGCCACGACGCAACAGGAUCUUUUCCUGACUACCCAGACGAGGAGGAUGGUGGUUCAUCUCUCAUCUUUGCUGAGAAAACACCUCAACAGUUAAUUGAGGAACUGGCAGCGAAAGAAGAGGAAGAUGCCAACAAAAAGCCCAAAGGGAAGGAGGAAAAGAAGGAGAAGGGGAAGAAAGAGAAGGGGAAGGCAGGAGAAGAGGAGGAGGAGCCAGGUUUGAAAAUGCUGCCUUCAGGUUUCCUCUCAGACUUGGAGGUGGCACACAAGACCUUCGCAGAGGUGUGGCAGAACCGCAGCGAGUCCAAAAACUUCAGUCAGAGGCACGAGGCCGAACUGAUCAAGGAGGAGAAAAGGAAAGAGAUUGAGGUGGAGGUUAGACUGCAGGUGGACGAGCUGAUGCGGCAGGAACUGGCCAACUGGAAACUGGCUGUGGACAAAGACAAAGGCGGCAAAGCAAAAGGCAACGCCAAGAAAAAGAAGGGUUCUAAAAGUGGAAAGAAGAAGAAGAAAGACAAAGAUCUCACUGCUGACAGGACAGUUGAGUCCCUAUAUCAAGAGCUGGUGGAACAGGGCUUGUUGAAACAGGCCGAUCCUGUAAAACUAAAGGAGUAUGUAGGUGACUACAGUUACUUGGGAACGACAUUAAGACAGACAGACAUUGAACCCAUGCCCUCACUGUCGGACGUUCGGCAAAUCAUGACUCUAUAUGCAGUUUUGCCUUUAGGUUCGCAGGUGGUUCAUGAGAAGUCUCCUCUGGUCAAGGCUAUCCUGUUAGCCGGCCCGGCGGGUGUUGGCAAGAGGAUGCUUGUCCACGCGGUCUGCCAGGAGACGGGUGCCAACCUAUUUGACCUGUCACCUCUGAAUCUAGCAGGGAAAUAUCCGGGCAAGAAUGGCCUUGCACUCAUGCUCCACAUGGUGUUCAAGGUUGCCAGAUUGAUGCAACCGUCCGUAGUGUGGAUCGGCGACGCCGAAAAAAUGUUUUACAAGAAAGUCCCGAAGGAAGAGAAAGAGUUAGACCCUAAACGGUUGAAGAAAGACCUUCCCAAAAUCCUCAAAUCCAUCAAAGGGGAGGAUCGGGUGCUGGUGGUGGGGACCACGCGAGAUCCACUGAGUGCAGAUCUUAAAUCUCUCUGCAAGGUGUACAACAAAAUUGUGCUGAUCCCACGGCCCGAUUACGCCUCAAGAUAUGUCAUGUGGAGGCAGCUGAUCAGAAAGUGUGGAGGCGAGGUGACCAGAGCUCUGGACCUCAGCUCCCUGGCCAAGAUCUCAGACGGCUACACCCAGGGUCACAUGGUGCAGGUGCUGCACAGGAUUCUCACGGAGCGACGCGUCCAGCAGCUCGCCAAGAGACCCCUGACCGCUGCAGAGUUCGUGGCUCCGCUGGCUAAGAUCGACCCAGUGUUCCAGGAUGAGGAGGAAGCCCUCAAGAGCUGGUAUGCUAAAACCCCUCUGGGCAAGAAGAGGGCCAAGGCUGCUUCAGGAAAGGAGGGAGAAGAGGAGGCUCCCACAAAGGGAGGCAAGGACACCAAGAAAAAAGGGAAAAAAUAAAAACACUCCCAGUUCUAUAAGCAUACACUACCGUUAG
Molecule: messenger RNA, 2706 nt
Organism: Hypomesus transpacificus
Lineage: Eukaryota; Metazoa; Chordata; Actinopteri; Osmeriformes; Osmeridae
Exons: 19
Coding region: 198-2669 (823 amino acids)
Molecular function (GO): ATP binding; protein binding; ATP hydrolysis activity
Source: RefSeq, a predicted model, not a curated record